GGCAAUUCGGUCAGCGUCACCGUGUUGUUGCGGAAGUGCCGCCGGGAAACGCUGGUAAUUCUCUACCAACCGUCUCUGACAGUUGCUUGCAUUGUUCAGAGUAGAUAUUGUCACUGGUUUUGUGUUUGUAACGCCGUCGUUUACUUGAAAAACGUAAGUUAUGGCAGCUCUAAAAUACGCAGGUAUGGACGAUACAGAUAGUGAGGAUGAGUUACCUCCCGGAUGGGAAGAGAGAUCUACCAAAGAUGGUUGGGUCUACUAUGCAAGCCAUGAUGAGAUGAAGACACAGUGGGAACACCCCAAGACAGGAAAGAAAAAACGUUGUGCCGGAGAUUUACCGUAUGGUUGGGAGCAAGAAACUGAUGAAAAAGGACAGGUGAUUUAUGUGGAUCACAUUAACAAGCGGACCACAUAUUUUGACCCUCGUCAGGCAUUUACAGUAGAGGAUGUGGUGGUGAAGCCAAAACGGUAUGAUGGAAACACUGCUGCACUAGAGAUCCUGCAGGGUCGUGAUUUGUCUGACAAGGUUAUCCUCAUUACUGGCGGCAACUCUGGCAUUGGCUUUGAGACAGCCAGGUCUUUUGCUCUUCACGGCGCCCACGUGAUCCUGGCAUGUCGAAACCUGUCCCGGGCCAUCAAGGCAGUUAGCCUCAUUCAGCAGGAGUGGCACAAAGCAAGAGUAGAAGCCAUGAUGUGCGACCUGGCCUCUCUCCGCAGUGUCAGGGAGUUUGCUGAGUCUUACAAGGCCAAAAAACUGCCCCUUCACAUUCUGGUGUGUAAUGCAGCAGUGUGCACUCAGCCCUGGAGAUUGACUGAGGACGGCCUGGAGUCCACCUUCCAGAUCUGCCAUCUAGGUCACUUCCUGCUUGUCCAGUGCCUACAGGAUGUGCUGCGUCGUUCGGCCCCCGCCCGUGUUGUGGUGGUAUCUUCUGAGUCCCACAGGUUCACAGACCUGUUAGACUCAUGUUCCAAGGUGGACAUGGCCCUGCUGUCUCCCACAAAGAAGGAGUACUGGUCAAUGCUGGCUUACAAUCGAGCCAAACUCUGCAACAUCCUCUUCAGCAAAGAGCUCCACCGCCGCCUCUCGCCGCACGGUGUCACCUCCAACGCGGUGCAUCCUGGGAACAUGAUGUACACAUCCAUUCACCGGAGCUGGUGGCUGAUGACCUUUCUCUUCUCUCUGGCCAGACCUUUCACCAAGUCUAUGCAACAAGGGGCAGCCACUACGGUGUACUGUGCCGUAGCGCCGGAGCUGGAAGGGUUAGGCGGCAUGUACUUCAACAACUGCUUCCGCUGCCUGCCGUCCAUCCAGGCCCAGGACCAGAGCAGCGCUUCCAGCCUGUGGGAGCUGAGCGAGCGCCUGGUUGCAGAGAGGUCAGCAGGCAUACAGGCCCUCUGAUGGACCGACGAGGAGGUGGAGGAGGUGGACUAGCCAAACAGGAAGGAUGGUGGGUCACUGUCAUGUCCAGUUAGGUAUGAACUGAAUAAAAGUUAACUGUACUGCACAAUACAAGAGAGCUGCCAAACCACGGAAGUCUACGGGAGCUAAAACACACUACAUAAACAGUACAGGAGAGAGUUUCAUAUACACUACUGAAUAAAUUAAAGUUGUGUUCAGCUCUGCUGUGGUAGUUUACAAUGGGAGGUGUGGGACGGGAGAAGAUUUGGGAGGAUGUCAGGGAUCUCUUAAAGUUUGUUCUUUUCUCUGUUUGUCUCAGUAGCUUUUUAUAACGUUUUCAAGUCUUCAUUUCACAACUAUUUAAAAGAGCAAAGUUCAAAGAAGCAAAUGACCUGUCUUGCUAACAAUACAGGGUUACCUAAUAAGCAUACACUCUAUGGCAUAUGCAUCCAUUUCCAGCAAAAGUGCACUAUAUUGCAAAUAUUGUGUCUUUCCAAUUAAAUUCAGUAUCCUCUUGUCUAGUUCUACGUAGAUGUUGAUGUUUCCUAUUGAGAUACAGAGAGCGUUGGUUAAUCGUUGUGCCUAAAUCUUUUUGGGCUUAGAUGAAAUAAGGAGUAAUGGGCAUGUGACACUCAUGGAUAUAUAAACACACUAGAGGUAUGAUUCUUAUGGCUAUAUACAAUAUUCUGCAAUAAUUUUAUUUCUUAUCAAUGUCCCUAUUUGUUUUUCUGUACAAUAUUUACAAUAUCCUGAUUUCUGGGCAUGUGCUAAAGGGGUGUGGACAUCAUAAUUUUUUUUUCUGUUAGUUAUUUGACUCAACCUACGUAUUAAUAAUUUAUAAUCUGGUGAAUCUAAAUUACAAUUUGGAGGUAUUUUAAGGGAUGAUUCGUGUCCAUUUGAAUAGCAAAUACAGAUGGUGGAGAAUUGUUUUUCCAGAGUCCAGGAUCUUUAAUUUCUGUGUUUCUUCCCUUGUUGUAGUAGAAGAAUUUGAAAGUGAUUUCAGUCUCCUGUUAUUAUUUUAUAUCAUCAUUGUUUAAUUUUUGAACUCUGGCUUUGGGUAUUCUGUGGAUUGGUUGCCCUGAAGCCGCUGUUGGGACGCUUUUGAGACAUUGUGCUUUAUGGCAGUCUGGGUGCCGGAGGUUGCUCUUGAAACAUCAGCAUUCCAGUGUCAUGAUAUCUGUAAGAAAAACAAAUGAGAAAGAACAUUUAAUAAAAAUCUGUUUUAUAGUAA
Sander lucioperca (pikeperch) is the source of this 2630-nucleotide messenger RNA. It is a transcript of the gene wwox, whose product is annotated as WW domain containing oxidoreductase. Bases 161 to 1399 code for a protein of 412 amino acids. Gene Ontology annotation, molecular function: protein binding. The record is from RefSeq and is a predicted model, not a curated record. The transcript is spliced from 9 exons. Lineage: Eukaryota; Metazoa; Chordata; Actinopteri; Perciformes; Percidae.